This is a messenger RNA of Mercenaria mercenaria, 381 nucleotides long. RefSeq lists its product as uncharacterized. Lineage: Eukaryota; Metazoa; Mollusca; Bivalvia; Venerida; Veneridae. The record is from RefSeq and is a predicted model, not a curated record. The transcript has 3 exons. The coding region runs from base 1 to 381 and encodes 126 amino acids.
AUGACAUAUUUCACACAUACACUGAAGGUAUUCAAGCGUCACGUGCGACCACCUAUGUUCCCACCACAACUUUGGAACGUAAACAGCAGGACACUGUCAGAUGAGCCAAGAACCAACAACCAUUUGGAAGGCUGGCAUCGGAGAUUCAAGUCAAUAGUGGACAAGUUCCAUCCAAACAUAUACGAGUUUAUUGAUACACUGCAAGGGGAACACGCUAGAACGGAAAUGGUUAUUCAGCAACUGAUUGGUGACGGAGCUCUCCAGGAAGCGAGACCAAAGAUCAAAAAGAUGAACGAGAAGCUACAAAGAGUGGUGCAGGACUUUGGGAAACGAUCGUCUGAAGAAUUUCUGAGAGGAAUCGCAUAUAAUAUAAGAUACUGA